UGAAAGUGGCGAUGUAGUGGAUAAAACACGUGUGUAUAUUAUCUCUGUGUGAGUUUGUUUGCGUCUUAUUAAUCUCUGUGUCGAAAACAGAUCCUCGUUUCCUUUCCUCCUCUCUUCCUACCAUUAGUACGUUACUGGAGCUGAUCUCACGUAUAUUUUGGAUCGUAAUCAUGGACGGCGAAGAUUUUGCCGGAAAGGCGGCUGCUGAAGCCAAGGGAUUGAACCCGGGAUUAAUCGUGCUGCUUGUUGUUGGAGGUCCGCUUCUUGUGUUCCUAAUCGCCAACUACGUGCUUUACGUUUAUGCUCAGAAGAACCUACCUCCAAGGAAGAAGAAGCCCGUUUCCAAAAAGAAGCUCAAGCGGGAGAAGCUAAAGCAAGGAGUCCCUGUCCCUGGAGAAUAAAAGCCAGCUUAAGCUUCCUUCACUUGUGCCUCCUUCAAAGCGGUUUUUGUUCGGUUACCAAAUUUCACCCUUGCGGGUUUUUUCUUCCUUUACUUCUGUCAUGAGGAUUAUCUUGAGUCCUGUAUGAUUUCACAUGGAGAGUGUAGACUAUUGUUUUGGUCUGACUUGUUUUUCCUUCAUACACACAUUUGGUUGCUACUGUAGAGUCUCUCACAUCAUCUUUGCUACAAAUUCUCAUCUUCAAUAUCAUUUAACUUAUUUACUAUUUAGAUGUUACUUGGUUCCAUUGUUACGGCGCUACCAAUCC
This is a messenger RNA of Arabidopsis thaliana (thale cress), 708 nucleotides long. Its product is annotated as S1FA-like DNA-binding protein. Gene Ontology annotation, molecular function: DNA binding. The record is from RefSeq and is marked reviewed. The transcript has 2 exons. Bases 171 to 401 code for a protein of 76 amino acids. NCBI's taxonomy places the organism in Eukaryota, Viridiplantae, Streptophyta, Magnoliopsida, Brassicales, Brassicaceae. Gene Ontology annotation, cellular component: nucleus. Gene Ontology annotation, biological process: regulation of DNA-templated transcription.